Culex pipiens pallens (northern house mosquito) is the source of this 4345-nucleotide messenger RNA. RefSeq lists its product as uncharacterized. The coding region runs from base 1713 to 2672 and encodes 319 amino acids. The transcript has 2 exons. The record is from RefSeq and is a predicted model, not a curated record. NCBI's taxonomy places the organism in Eukaryota, Metazoa, Arthropoda, Insecta, Diptera, Culicidae.
UUGUUUGUUGUUUGCAAUAGGUCUAUUCACGUACUGUAGAAUUCCGCAAUUCUGCACAGAGUCGGCAGCAGAGCGUUCUCGUACUUUUCUGCAACAAAAGUAAUUUUAUCUCUCAGGCAGAACUUCUGCAAUGAGAGAGGCUAAAGUUGCAACAAAACCGUUCCCGUACUUCCCUGGGCUUUGUCAUAAUGAGUGUCAUAGGUUUGAUGCUUGUUUGUCAAAGAGUAUGAUUUGAUUCGAUGUGGAAUUAAAAUCGAAGUGUUCAGUAUAUUGCUGAAGCUUCCAUUUUUACACAUGGACACCACUUCAUGCUGCGAGAACCCACUUUGGCGCAGUCUCAGGGCUUAAUCGAUGGCCGGUAAGCUGUCAUCGAGACAAGGAGGUUCUCUGAUAGUGGAAAUAUCACAUUUGUACAAUGAACCGCUACAUAUGUGAUUUUUCCCUAUCUUAAUGAGGGUGUCAGGUUAGGAUGCGGGUUUAAAAAAAUAGUGUUUGUAGAAUUUAGGAUUUUAACUAUAAAUAUCAACUUUUUAUACUUUGCCUUUAGUUAUUUAGGGACAAAAUUAGUAACAGUGAAUUUAGUAAUUCUAUCAGAAUCGGUGAUUUUCAUUCAAGUAGCAUAAAAACCAUUCUGAUUUGUCAAAAUUUCCAUAGAGUCUCGAUCAAUCAAUAGUGAAAUGAUAUCGGACUAAAUUCGUUGAUCUGUUGAACUAACGGUUGUCGGAUUAUGAUUGUAUCGACCAUUGUUGCGAAUCGAGGAUCUACUGGAAUUCUGACGAACAAAUGGUCGUCUCUUUUUCAUUUCACGACUUGUAAAAUAUCAACUGUUAUUUUUUUUUUGUUUUUUUUUUUAAAGAAGCCAGACAGGUUUUAAAAGAAACGUUUUUUUGGUUAAUAAUUAAAAUGUCGGGGAUUUGAGAUAAGAGUAGCUUUCGGAUAGGUUGCUUUAAAUCUUGUAUUCAAUUCAAGUUAGGUAGUUAUCCGCAAAUGAAUAUUUGGACUUAUAUGAAUAAUUGAACAUUUUGGACUUAUGAAUAACACACAACUGUGCAUUUAUUCUAGAGUCAGAUCCAUACAGCGUCAGUGUUUAUUUGGUCGAAGUGUACUAAUUCAUUGGCAGAUCUGGUUCUAGUUGUAAUGUACGACAAGACUACUGACGGACGUGACAGGACGAGGGCCCAGUUUAGAGGUUUCGACAUCAACGAUGUGCGGCUGGAUCACCCUCCCAAAAAAAAAAAAAAAAAAAAAAAAAAAAACAAACAAACAAAACCGUUCCCGUACUUUUCUGCAAGAUCUCUCUUCUCUUUCUUGUUGGAAAGUAACUGCAAAUUUGUAUGGCUACACAUAAAAUUUGCAAGUUGGGUUGAAUAAAGCAUUUUAUUAUUAGUUGUUAUAAAUUUGAUAUGUUUUAUUACUUAAUUGAAAAAGUCUUUUUGAAAGGACGUUUGUAUAUUUUGUCUGGUGUCUGAUGCCUGGUUUUAUUGAGAACGAUGUUUGUAUUUUAUCGAUUUCAGGCUUAUUUCAUUAAUGUAAUGAUAUAGCGAAUUCAUUAUUUUUUAGUGCUAAUAUUUAAGGCUAGCUUGCUUUCGCUACCGCUGCUGGCCAUUAGAAUUUUUUAUUCACCGUUUCCUUCCGAUGUGCGUAUACCGCUUUAACCUGAUAAAAAGUUGAUAACUAAAUCCAGUAUCACAGCACGGCUAAUAACCCAACAAAUGCAGUCACUAUUCUACACUCAGCCAGAGCGGUCGCAUUUUGCGCUCGUGUCUUAUUCGCAUUCUUUUGUGAGGCGGUUUCGGCCCAAGGUCGUUCGUUUUCAAGUGCACGCCUUAACGACAAUCGAAAUGAAAACAUUUCGCCAGAAUUCCCUGGUUUUUUACUUCACUGUCAUGCCAGUGGUACCUGAAUUGGGGACAAUCCAAAACUUCCUGCAGCAGCAGAUUAAGCUGGACCUGUCGUCGGUACGUAACCUGCAGGUGAACGUGUCGAGGAACCAGGUCAUCAUCGAGACAACAACGCCGGAUCAAGCAUUUGCUAUCGCCAGGGACCACAAUUCCAAGCACUUCAUCGUGCAUGCGAAGAAGCGGUUCCUGAUUCCCAUCUACGUGGAGGAUGGCGCCAUCGAGGUCCACGAUCUGCCACCUCGAAUGCCAAAUAACAUCAUCGAAGAACACCUUAAGCAAUACGGGGAAAUAACUUCAAUCCACAACGAGGUAUGGCGCGACUUCUUCCCCGGUAUCCCAAACAGGGUUAGAGUCGCGCGAAUGAAAAUUAAACAGCCGAUACCCUCAUUCGUCCAGAUCGAGGGUAUGUCGGCGUACAUUGUUCAUAAAGACCAAAUAAAAACGUGUCGCUAUUGUUCGCAAAAAAUACACGCGGGACAAAAAUGCAACGUUACUAAACUCAACAACAACACCAUAUCAGACGAAGAAGAUGAAGAUAACACCGUGAAGACAUCAGAGCCCGCAAAACUGCAGUUUACCAACGACAUCAUUCCCGAUCUUUCUUUUUUGGAGAGAAUUGAAAACACAGCCACACCACACAUCAGCAUCGACAACCUGACCAACGAUCAAGAAAAUCCACUUCAAAUGACAAAAAAAUCAAGCACUGUCCAGCAUUCUGCAGGAAAGUUUCAGGAAACGAAAAAAAAGAUUCGAAGAUUAAACCUGGCCUAAACAUGUGUAAACAAGAAGCCAAAUAAAUAUUUUUAAGGAAAAAAAAACCCAACAAAUGGCUACAAAAUCGUCAAUUUGUGCAUUAACAUACUGUUGGACCCCUAGAAACAACCCUGGACAUCCACGACCGGCAACCGGUUGUCAUAAUCCGCGGUUCUUUUUGUGUUCUUCGACUAGAUUCUUCUCUUUCUUCUUCAUAGAAAGUCAGGACUCCGCAGACUGGGACUGCGACCGUUGGCGAUGUCUUCUUGGUUUUGGUGACCAACAGAUGGCCAUAUCGAGCGUCGACAGCAACCUAUUUCAAGGGAGACUGCUAUGUUACUGUUCAAAAUUGUUAAUUCAAGAGUACUUAACUUUGUGCAGUGGUGGGGGGCAGUUCUGGCCCGUCCGAUCACAAACGCGCCACCCCUGGUGCUUUUCUGCUGUGACCACGAUUGCCGUUAGCGUUGGCAAGAGCGAACCGUUCGCUCACUGACUGGAUGCCGCCCGACAUGCGUUGGCGCGGCUCGAUGUUGGGUACGCCGUCGCCCAGCUCGCUUCGUUGGCGCGGCCUCUUCUGGUUUCCAAUACGACUACUUGGUGGGGGUUCGUGAAUUCCAAUUUGCGUUCGACGGAUGUUCUGAUGCUAAAGAACGAGGCCGGUAACCUUGUCCGGGUGGACAGAGGCUCAUCAGAACAUCUCCACAUGACCGUGAUGGUUGUUGCUCCAGUUGAGCAACCGCUAAUCAGUUUCUCCUGUAAACGCCCAGGAAAAAACCGUCCUGCAACAAUGCAGGAAUGGCAGGAUUUCCAUCGGCUGGUGGACCAAACAGGAUUUACACAGAUGUGGACCAAACGGAAAUUUCGUCGAACAGUGGGUCAAACGGGAUUCCACCGGAUGGUGGACCAAAACAGACAGGACAUUCCACUGAACGAGGAACCAAAACGACAGCAUUACCACCUCGAAGGUGAUCCAAACGGAAUUUUGUCCAUGGUGGACAAGUCUACUGGAUCACGAAUCCAUCUCCUUCCCCGGAGGAGAUUCUAAACAGGAAGCUUACGACAGGUACAAGGAGGCCGACGUCGUCUGUCAGCCGUACGGGAGGCCCACUGGCCUGCGGCGUACUCGAUGUUGGUUGUGUCCGAUGCUCAAAACCGAACCAAAUCUCUGAUGACGCUCGCUGCGCCCAAUAACCAGAGACGCAUCGAGCUCUAUAGGCUCAAUAAAAACUCUUUACCUGCUCUGUAUGGUAGAACAGAGCUAAGGCAUAGACUAAUUAAAGACUAAACACUCCGAACAAAAUUUUUCAAAAAGUAUGACUCAUAAGCUGUGAACCGCGAGUACCACGUUGAACCACACAUCGGUUCGCCCCUCGUAUGACAGAACGACCUGGCAGCGCUGGUUUUUUCGAUUUCGUUUUGUGCUGAUUUACGCGCGCAUCUUGUUUGUUUUUGUUUUGCUUAGCGAUCAAGGCAGGCUGCAAAUGAGUCAAUCAGCUGUGCAGGGAUUUUUGUUUGGCGCAACGAGCGAAAUUGACUGGUGUUUGGUUUUUAAGAUGAUUGCUGUUUGUCAUCAUUCCUCGUAAGCGAAAUCUGUUCAAUACGAACACCUCAAUCGUCCGCGACCUUGCCGCCGGAUGAUUUGAUCAUCUCGUAUCUAGACAACUCGAUGGUAACGAUUGCCUGCGACACUC